AUGCCCAGCUGGAUAAUGAAGCCAUCGAAGGGCGUGAUGCGGCCGCCGAAUGGUCAGAUCAUGGGCGACGACGGGCUGCUGUUCUCAGAAUCUCAGGACAAGGCUCGGAAGAUCGCUGGCGCCCUCCAUUGGAUCGAUCUAGAGCGCCAAGUUCUCCAAACCAUCUUGAAGGCCGAAAGUUCCAAAGGAGCUGGGCUGCUGCAUGGGAAGUACGAGGUUAUCCUGGAAGCACAAAAAAGUGUGCAUGCGCCCUCACUUCAACGAGAGGAUGGACCCAUCUGGACCCCAUUGCAAACAGGGGUCAGGCGUAUUCAGCCCUGCCGAUAUGUGCGCCCACGCUGCGACUGCAAGCUGCUCGGGAGUGAGGACUACUGCCACCAGCAGCGACCACAGGAGGAAAAGGCGAAGUAG
Messenger RNA from Clonostachys rhizophaga, 411 nucleotides. The record is from the annotation of a GenBank genome assembly. NCBI's taxonomy places the organism in Eukaryota, Fungi, Ascomycota, Sordariomycetes, Hypocreales, Bionectriaceae.